This is a messenger RNA of Andrographis paniculata, 775 nucleotides long. RefSeq lists its product as uncharacterized. The transcript has 5 exons. Lineage: Eukaryota; Viridiplantae; Streptophyta; Magnoliopsida; Lamiales; Acanthaceae. Bases 167 to 430 code for a protein of 87 amino acids. The record is from RefSeq and is a predicted model, not a curated record. Gene Ontology annotation, biological process: mRNA splicing, via spliceosome. Gene Ontology annotation, cellular component: precatalytic spliceosome; U2 snRNP.
GCCGGCCCGAAAUUGCCCCUACCAGCUGCUAUAAUUUUCUUCCUCUCGUCCUUUUCUUUCUUCUCCUCCCCUGUUGCUGCUGCCGCCGGUCGUGAAGCAAUCUAUCAGAGAUUUGAGGUUUUCUCGUAAUCUAUUUUGUGUUUCCGACUUCCAUUCGACCGUGAACAUGCAGGCGAGUGAUAGGUUUAACAUAAACUCCCAGCUCGAGCAUUUGCAGGCUAAAUAUGUGGGCACAGGGCAUGCCGAUUUGACACGAUUUGAAUGGGCCCUGAAUAUUCACCGAGAUAGCUAUGCAUCUUAUAUUGGUCAUUACCCCAUUUUGGCAUACUUUGCUGUAGCCGAAAACGAAUCUGUUGGGCGAGAGCGCUACAAUUUUAUGCAGAAAAUGCUUAUGCCUUGUGGGCUCCCUCCGGAGAGGGAGGAUGAAUGAGGCGAAUUCCAUCGUUGUUUUGGCAAUAAAAAACUAUUGAACAUGUUUUUAUUGUCACUAAAGGUAUGCUCCGAAUUACUCUGAAAUGAUCGUUUAUCUACGGUUUCUAUGUAAGCUAUCACAUGCCCGGAUUAGGUUUGUGUUUUCUUCGCAUUCGGUCUAUCUAAAGUACAUAUCAUGGGUGUUUAUUUGUCAUUGUUUUUUGUCUUUUGGAUUUUAUGUUUUUUCUUUUUAAUAAUUGUUGGAUGUAAUAUUUUGAUCGAAAAAAAACACCUCAAUAUAUUGCGCGUCCAAGCUUUAAGUGAAAAUUACACACUCGUUAAAAUAAAUUCAUCCCUUCACACC